CGUAAUUGAUGUGCGCUAUAGCUGUGAGUGCUUUGUAUGCAUUGUAUCGCCAUUUGUAGUGAUUGUCAAACAAUAAGUCAAUUAUCAGUGCAAACGACACAAAGAAUCGGUUCCAGUGUUGGUCAACAAGAUGUCGACCCCUCCCGUGCCCUACGGCACACCUCCGCCGCCACAAGGGGUGGGGUCGGGCCCCGCCAUGCCUCCCAUCAACCAACUGAUGAUGAAUUAUGGGACGCCCUCACAGUCGCAGUACUCGCACCCAAUGCCCCCCAACAUGGGUCCGCCCACCGCACCCAACAACGCACCGCCACCUCUGCCCCCCUCUGCCCAACAGCAACAGCAACAACAACAACAGCCACCACUCCUACCGCCAGCACCGCCUCAAUCGCCGCAAUCCAUGCAAACGAUGCAAUCGAUGCCCCCUUUGAAUGGCGAUUACAUGAGUGCCGGCGCCCAACAGUUCCCGCAGAAUGAGAGCAAACUUAACGGACCACAAGUGAAUCAAUUGCGGUAUCAGAUCAUGGCUUACAGACUACUGGCCCGCAACCAACCCAUCCCUGACCACAUCACUCAAGCCAUUCAAGGCAAACGACUCACACCGUCGCCCGUACCGCCCAACCAGCAAAUGGCACCACAGAUGGCACCCCCAUCACCGCAACCCAUGGGGCCGCCCCCUCCACCGCCCCCUCACCAACAGGUCCCACCGCAACAGUGGAGACCACAAACAGAUCCCUCACAACCCAUGAUUAGACCGUCGAUGGGUCCGCCCAAUGCUCCGUCUGUCGGAGCGCCGGCACCACAACCACUGCAGACUAUGGGUGCGCACAUGUCAUCGCAAAUGCCAUCACAAACACCUCCACCGCUGAUGACUCAGUCCAACCAAAUGGCAUCAACACAACCGCCACCUAAUAUGGGGCCCAAUAAUGUCAGCCAAAUGGCAAUACAGAGCUCAGGGCCUAACAAGAGUCCUAUGCCUCCAAUGCCUCCUCCGUCGACUCAAGCCAUUGGUGGGGCCGUAGCGCCGACAUCAAUGAAUGGCACACCAAUGCCUGCUAUGGGCCCCAUUGAGGCGAGUGGUGGUGCGUCGAUGUCUCAGCAACAGAUGAAUGCCUACCAGGGAAUGAUGGCUCAGUUGCAGCAACAGAAGCAGAACCGCGUGACUCCAGUGGCCAAACCGCAGGGCAUCGACCCCAUAGAGAUCCUGAAGGAGCGCGAGAACCGCAUCUCCCAGCGCAUCGCCCAUCGCAUCACUGAGUUGUCGAGUCUGCCGGCGAAUCUGCCCGAAGACCUCCGCACCAAAGCUAUGAUUGAAUUGCGAGCCCUUAGGCUCUUGAACUUCCAGAAGCAGUUGCGACAAGACGUGGUCGCAUGUAUGAGAAGAGACACCACUCUGGAGACGGGUUUGAAUCCAAAGCUCUACAAACGGACGAAACGGAUUGGUUUACGUGAGGCGCGAAUCACAGAGAAGUUGGAGAAACAGCAGAAGAUAGAGCAGGAGAGGAAGCGGCGACAGAAACAUCAGGAAUACCUGAACGCAGUGCUACAACACGCCAAGGACUUCAAGGACUACCACCGCAACACUCUGCUCAAGGUCUCCAAAGUGAACAAAGCUGUGGCCGUAUAUCACGCCAACACUGAGAGGGAGCAGAAGAAGGAACAGGAGAGGGUUGAGAAGGAGAGGAUGCGGCGCCUCAUGGCUGAAGACGAGGAGGGCUACCGGAAGCUCAUCGAUCAGAAGAAGGAUAAGCGACUGGCAUUCCUCUUGUCUCAGACGGACGAAUACAUUAAGAACUUGACGGAUAUGGUUAGACAGCAUAAGGACGAGCAGAAGAGGAAAAAGAGACAGAAACGAAAGGUGAAGAGGAAGAAGAAGACGCCCGAAGAGGCCAACAAAACUGAUGCCAAUUCGACGGCUGACCCCAACAGCUCAUCCCUUUCUGAAGGUCUUUUGGAUGAGUCAUCGCAACACUCGGAUAUCCACGUGAAUGUGAUGGACGCCGAGGGGAACGUCAUCUCUGGCAAAGACGCACCCGUGGCCUCUCAGCUCAAGGCAUGGCUGGACGUACAUCCCGGGUAUGUGGAGGCGCCGCGCGAUGACGACGACGACUAUGAGGAGUAUGAAGAGGAGGAGGACUACGAGGCCAGUGAUGACGAGGAGAGAGCGGAACUCAUAUCGAACGCUAUCGCACAGCAGCUCAGGAGUCCAGACAUUAAGCCCGGAAUGACGGCCUCUGCCGAAGACGACGAGUAUAGCAAAGACAUCGCAGACAAUGUUAACUACUAUAACAUCGCUCAUGGAAUCCGAGAGCAGAUCACAGACCAACCCGGGCUCAUGACUAACGGCAACCUUAAGGCCUAUCAGAUCAAAGGUCUCGAAUGGUUGGUCUCUCUGUAUAACAACAAUCUGAACGGCAUUUUGGCCGAUGAGAUGGGCUUAGGAAAGACCAUACAGACGAUCGCUCUCAUCACUCACCUCAUAGAGCACAAGCGCAACAACGGGCCGUACCUCAUAAUCGUGCCCUUGUCCACGAUGUCCAACUGGAUGCUCGAGUUUGACCGCUGGGCCCCCUCUGUCAUCAAAGUGCCCUAUAAGGGCUCUCCAAAUGUUCGGCGAAUAAUAUCAACGAAUCUGAAGUCAUCGAAAUUCAAUGUAUUGUUGACUACAUAUGAGUACGUAAUCAAAGAUAAGGCAAUUCUGGCAAAACUUCGGUGGAAAUACAUGAUCAUAGACGAGGGGCACCGCAUGAAGAACCAUCACUGCAAACUCACCCAAAUCCUCAACACUCACUACUCGGCACCGCAUCGACUCCUCCUGACGGGCACUCCCCUGCAGAACAAACUGCCCGAACUCUGGGCUCUUCUCAACUUCCUGUUGCCCUCAAUAUUCAAAUGCUGUAAUACUUUUGAGCAGUGGUUUAACGCGCCGUUCGCUACGACCGGCGAAAAGGUUGAGCUCAACGAAGAGGAGACUAUUCUUAUAAUCAGACGAUUGCAUAAAGUGUUGAGACCUUUCCUCCUGAGACGACUCAAGAAGGAGGUGGAGAGUCAACUGCCCGACAAAGUGGAGUAUUGCGUCAAGUGUGACAUGUCUGCACUGCAGCGCCUACUCUACAGACACAUGCAGAGCAAAGGCGUUCUGUUGACCGACGGCUCGGAAAAGGAUAAGAAAGGAAAGGGCGGAACGAGAACUCUGAUGAACUCGAUUAUGCAGUUGAGGAAGAUCUGUAACCAUCCCUUUAUGUUCCAACAAAUUGAAGAGGCGUUUGCCGACCAUUUGGGUCAAGCGGACAAAAUAGUGAGCGGACCCGACCUGUACCGCGCAUCCGGCAAAUUCGAGCUCUUGGACCGCAUUUUGCCAAAACUGAAGCAAACGAGUCAUAGGGUUCUGCUGUUCUGUCAAAUGACAACAGCCAUGACUAUACUCGAAGACUACUUCAACUACCGGGGCUUCACUUACCUGCGACUCGACGGCACCACUAAAGCCGAAGACAGGGGACAACUACUCGAGCUCUUCAACGAAAAGGGAUCCAAUUAUUUCAUAUUUCUGUUGUCCACUCGUGCCGGAGGUUUGGGACUCAAUCUACAGGCGGCGGACACUGUCGUCAUAUUUGACUCGGACUGGAACCCACACCAAGACCUUCAGGCGCAGGACAGGGCCCACAGAAUCGGUCAGAAGAAUGAAGUGAGAGUUUUGCGAUUAGUGACCGUCAACUCAGUCGAGGAACGCAUUCUGGCGGCCGCUAAAUAUAAGCUCAAUUUGGAUGAGAAGGUGAUUCAGGCGGGAAUGUUCGACCAGAAGUCAACCGGAAAUGAACGCAAACAGUUCCUCCAGGCAAUCCUUCAGAACGACGAUCAGGACGAGGAGGAGGACGAGAAUGAAGUUCCCGACGACGAGACCAUCAAUCAGAUGAUUGCCCGAAGCGAAGAGGAGUUCGAGCUCUUCCAGAAGAUGGAUAUCGACCGCCGCAGAGAUGAGGCGCGGAGUAUAAAGCGGAGGCCGAGACUCAUGGAAGAGGACGAACUCCCGGGUUGGCUCAUCAAAGACGACGCAGAGGUGGAGCGGCUGACCAAUGAGGAGGAAGAGGACAAACUGUUUGGUCGCGGGUCUCGACAGCGAAAGGAAGUGGAUUACAGCGACUCUCUCACUGAAAAGCAAUGGCUUAAAGCCAUUGAAGACGGAAAUCUGGACGAACUCGAGACGAGCACCCGACCGACGAAACGGCAGAGAGGGGGCAAAGGGAAGGGCAAGAAGAGGAAGGGCUUAGACUAUGACGACGACGACGAGAAGCCCACGCCGGCCACCAAGAAGAAGAGAGGCAGACCUACGCUCGAGAAACACCCCCCGAAUCCGCCCAAACUGUUGGCCAAAAUGAAGAAACUGUUGAGUUUUGUCAUCAAUUAUGUCGAUUCGGACGAUAGAGUGCUUUCGGAGGCGUUCCUCGAAUUGCCGUCUCGUAAAGAACUGCCCGACUAUUACGAUGUGAUCCGAAAGCCGGUCGACAUUAAGAAGAUAAAGAGUCGGAUCUCGAGUCACAGAUACAGGUGUUUAGACGACUUGCAGGAGGACUUCAUGCAGUUGUGCCGCAACGCGCAGACCUAUAACGUGGAGGGAUCGCUCAUCUAUGAGGACUCCAUUAUGUUGCAGUCCGUCUUCACCAAAGCCCGCGAGAACUUCGAGAAGAACGACGAGUCCUUUGCCGAGGAGGACAACAACAACGACGACGAGGAAGAGGGCGAGGAGGAGGCCGAAGACGAGGAGGACGACGAGGACUCGAACAUGAAAAUGAAGAUCAAAAUGAAGGCAAAGUCAUCGUCGAGUCGAUCAUCGGAACCGUCGACCAGUUCUCGAAACAAACCCCGAAUGGCGCGACAGACCAAACGAUACGUCUCUGACGAGGAAGACUCGGACGAUACGGACGAGUGAAUGCUUUCGUCGCUUCCCUUUUGGACAACAUUUUCAUAUAACAUAUAAUA
Molecule: messenger RNA, 4974 nt
Organism: Oppiella nova
Lineage: Eukaryota; Metazoa; Arthropoda; Arachnida; Sarcoptiformes; Oppiidae
Source: the annotation of a GenBank genome assembly